UCUACAAAAGGUCAAAAUUGAUUUGGUUUUUUUCUUCUUCUUCUCUUCUUUCUCAAAAUUUCAACUCGUGAUCUUCCAAUGGAGAAGAUCUAUGGCAGGUACUCCCAACAGUCACAAGGCCAACAUGAGUAUACGAGGUUGUGUUGUCUAAUGGUAACAAUAUUUGUCGCUAUUACGAUCUCCAUAACAAUGGUGAUGGUGGCAUUCGCGACCAUUUUCGAGCUACGAGAUCCUGGUCUCGUUCUUCGCAUCAACUUCGAAGGGCUGUCCGAUUUAAGAAAUACGACGACGGAUGGGAGAAGCUACGAGACCUUGAAGUUGGCUCUAAAAUUCGACGGAGGAGAUGUCAAUUCAAUACCGGAAAAGGCGACGGAAGGAACAAUUGUUACGAUCUCGAAGGAAGACCGUGAUCAGGUAGCUGCUGAACUUAUAACGACGAAUGGGGCCAGGUUAAGACUCAACGUGGGAGUACAUGGAAGAGCAACAACGAGCAGGAAUGUGAUCAUCAGGACGGCUGAGCUUUUAACCACGGUUGUGCGUAGCGUCACAAAUGGUUUAGGGGCUGAUGAGCGCACGGUGAUUCGGCUGCUUCUGGUGAUUUGCUGGGGCUGCUUCUUUUGGAACUUGUCUCUCUGGUUCAGACUUUCCUCAUAUGUCAAUCCUGUUAGUUUCUAUGGAGAUCAUGUUUAGAAUCGUUUUAGCAAUUGGAUUGGUAUAUAUACGGUUGCUUUAUGUUGUUCGAAGUUUUGAUAAUUUAGUAAAAUCUCUUGUGCGCACACCUUUGUGUAUUGUAAAUGAUCUAUUGGUGAAUCUUUAUACAACGAUCCUGUUUUAUUACGGGCACAUUCUUUUCUAUAGUAGAUUAUGUAUUAGUAAGACUGUCAAAAGCCAUUAUGUCUUGUAUUACGUAUAAAAAUUAGCACAUAAAGGUUGGAUUUUGUU
Linum trigynum is the source of this 942-nucleotide messenger RNA. Lineage: Eukaryota; Viridiplantae; Streptophyta; Magnoliopsida; Malpighiales; Linaceae. The record is from the annotation of a GenBank genome assembly.